Gigantopelta aegis is the source of this 2922-nucleotide messenger RNA. Its product is annotated as NAD-capped RNA hydrolase NUDT12-like. Gene Ontology annotation, biological process: NADP+ catabolic process; NAD+ catabolic process. Gene Ontology annotation, cellular component: cytosol. NCBI's taxonomy places the organism in Eukaryota, Metazoa, Mollusca, Gastropoda, Neomphalida, Peltospiridae. Gene Ontology annotation, molecular function: protein binding; NADH pyrophosphatase activity. The record is from RefSeq and is a predicted model, not a curated record.
AGUAUUGGGUCAUUGGUUUACAAAUAAGUUUUUCUUUUCUUUGUUAUUUUAUUUAUCAAUGACUAGGUAUCAAGUUUUACCAAGUUAAACAAUGUCAGUUUUUAAUCAGCUAUAUAAAUGAGGUCUUGCUCCACAACAUUAUGGGUACUACGCUGUCUUAACAGGAAUAAAGACAAGAUGCUUAAACCAAAACACACUUUGCAGACCUCUUACAAUGAAAGAUAUUUGGAAGCUGCCACCACAGGAAAUGAGAAGGAAUUUAUGUCACUUCUGUCAGGUUCUGCAGACGUUGAUGUAAAGAAUGAGAGAGGAUGGACAGCGUUGAUGCUGGCUGCCCGAAAUGGACAGACUCCGCUUAUUAAAGCACUGCUUGAGAAGGGCCAAGACCCCCAUGAUAUUUCUGGGAAGUGGAAACAUGGGACACUACUUAUGCUGUACGUGACGGGAGCUGAGGCAUACAGAUUUGCUGAUGUUACUCCUGGUGUGAACCACCCUGCGGUGGCCCUACUACUGGCAGAGACCGACGCCGGGAUAUUUGCCGAAGCGCGGUCAGUUCUGACCUGUCACAAUAGGUACUCGUUCUGUGCGACCUGUGGAAGUUCGACCUCCGUUCGGGAAAGCCGGCCUCUGAUUAGAGAAGACUGUCGCAGCGGGAAAGGUAUCCACAACACUUGUUACCCACGGAUUGACCCGUCUCUCAUCAUGCUUGUUGUGUCGAAAGAUGGCAAGAGGUGUCUGCUGGGAAAAAAAAACAGUUUUCCGCCCAAAAUGUAUUCAUGUCUGGCUGGAUUCAUGGAACCAGGAGAGAGUAUUGAGGACACUUGUCGUCGUGAGGUGGAGGAGGAGAGUGGGGUCAAGGUCGGACGAGUGGAGUACCAUUCCAGUCAACCGUGGCCGUUCCCAGCUGUUCUCAUGCUGGGCUGCAUGGCUCAUGCCAAGACUGACGACAUCAAGCUGGAUGAGAAAGAGCUUGAAGACGCACGGUGGUUUUCUCGACCGGAAGUGGCUCAGAUGCUCGCACAUCAGCAUCCUGGCGGUUUGUUUGUUCCGCCGUCCCAAGCCAUCGCACACCACCUGAUAAAACACUGGGUCAGCAGAAUGGCCCACUUGUAGCACCAAAGAGUCGACAGCGAACAUGGACAUAAAUUGAGUCAACAGUAAAAUACAAUCACUGAUCUUAGACGAGGUAUUUUACAAAUUGUCAUAGUCAUAAUGAGGUUGUGGCCAAAUUGUCAUGAGUUUGUGGCCAAAUUGUCAUAAUGAGUUUGUGGCCAAAUUGUCAUGAUGAGGUUGUGGCAAAAUUGUCAUGAGGUUUCAACAAAAUUGUCAUGGUGAGGUAGCAAAAUUGUCAUGAGGUUGUGGCAAAAUUGUCAUGAUGAGGUGGUAAAAUUGUCAUGAUGAGGUUGUGGCAAAAUUGUCAUUAUGAGCUUUCAUCAAAAUUGUCAUAAUGAGAAUGUAGCAAAAUUGUCAGACUGGUGUUGAAAUCGAAAAUCUACAUCAGAUUCUGUUAAGUCUUAUCAGUAGGUAGAAUAAUCGGUCAGCUUAGAUUAGUUAAUAAAUAAUUUAACAUUGUCAUAAUGACAUUGUAAAUCAUAAAAUAUUAGCGAUCUUAAUAUUUAGCUAAAUUCAAAUAAGCAACAUAUAAUCUAUUUUGAUGUUAUGCAGUUUACAGACAACUUAAAUCUAGUAGAAUUUCCAAUGAUGAGCAUGUUAACUAACUUAUUCUGUUUGCUAUCCUUUUGGUUUCAUUGAUAGCAUAUAAUCAUUGUUGUGUGCUCAAUUAAUCACCGACAAAAUAGUUGCAUAAAAGCUUUUUUUAACAAUAUUUCGUUCGACUCUUUAAAUUUAGCAUCGUAAAAUAUUAGCGUCUUGUAUUGCCUCGCUAAAUAUGCUAAACUUUUAUGCGAGCUAAUAUUUCCUGAUUUACAGUAUCAGCUAAAUUGUGAUAAAUGUGAGUUGCACAGGGGACAUUUGGUUCAGUAUCAUAUUGCGAUUUGCUGCGCAGGUUUCAGAGAUCACUACACAGUGUAGUAGUGUUGUGUUAAAUGAGGUGUAGCAGUGUUGUGUUAAAUGAGGUGUAGCAGUGUUGUGUUAAAUGAGGUAGACAUUGAAAAUCUAUGGCAUGUGUCAAUUCCAGUCAACAACUGUAUGUGAGCAGUGAGCUUAAAUGAGUUACAUAAAAUUGUGACAAUGAUGUAUUCAAGUUAACUAAAUAUUGUGAUAAUAUGGUUCUAGCAUUUGUAAUGGUGAUGACAGGUGUCAAGUCACCGUCAGCAGUGUAUACAGAAUUUUUUUUAUUACUAUUAACUGUUUCACCACUAAGUUUUACAGUCUUGACCUUCCCUGCACACUGAGUUUAAAUAGCAGAUUUAUGAUCAUGUUUGUUAAAGGAUAAAACUACUUGUUUUAUCAUUAAUUUUAGUUAUAGGCUAUACAUUUUCAGAAAGGUGAAUGGACGGCUGUCUAGAUAAAAAAAUAAUACUUUAAAAAUGUUAGAUUCAACAGGUAUAAAUCUGGUAAUUACAGGUAAACUAUGCAUAUUACUCACCUAUUUGAGUAGGUAGGACUGGUAAUUUAAAAAAAACCCAGUACAAAUGUUUUUCUUGUUGGAUAAUUAAUUAAUUAACAUUCCAGUUAUAAUUUUAAAAAUAUAUUUACAAUGCUUUUGCAAAAUUAAGCUUUCAUUUCAUCAACAGAAAUAUCAUACCACACACCUUUGUUGUUAGCAGGAUCUGUAUCACGCUUUUUUUUUGGCAUUCAUGUUGGUAAAUUACACAAUUUUUCCAUACACUGUAUUGGAAUAAAAUAGCGAAAAGUACUCUAUGGCGUUUGUGUUGACGUCAAACACUUUUACGGGCCCCGGAUUUUUAGUAAACGUUGAUCUGCAGGUAACCGAAUAUGGCUCAUGUGUCCAGGUAAACU